Messenger RNA from Bradysia coprophila, 1699 nucleotides. RefSeq lists its product as uncharacterized. Lineage: Eukaryota; Metazoa; Arthropoda; Insecta; Diptera; Sciaridae. The record is from RefSeq and is a predicted model, not a curated record.
AAGCCUAAGGGAGCUGCUUCUCAAUCCGGAAUGAAUGAUGAUUCUCAAGCAAAUAAGACAUUUGAUGGGAAUACACCCGAGAUAAAACUAAUUGAAAUUGGUGGCGGAAGAAAUUCUAAAAAAAACUUCUUUGAUGACAAAGGAUUCGUCUAUUCAAAAUCGAAUUCAUCUGAUACUACUUACUACUUCCGUUGCAAAAAUAAAAAACUGGAAAAUUGCAAAGCCCGGGUUGUUUGCAGAGGCAAAAAUUUAGAUGAAUGUGUUCUGAUGCAGCAACAUAGCCACGAUCCGAAGAUAUCAAGCUUAGAUAAGGUGAAAUUCAGCAAAAAGCUUGAAGAAAUUCAAUGCGAAAGUCCAUUUAAAAAAGGGCAAGAGGUCUAUAACGAAGCGAAAAAAGCAUUAAGAGGACAUGUGAAUAUGGACCACAUUCCUGAACGGGAACGAUUUGAUAGCUUUUUGCAUAGAAAACAAAAGAAGCACAUCCCAUUGCUUGCUAACACAAUAGAAGAAUUCGAGGCACUAAUUAAUGAUCCGAAGUACAGCCCACACUACAUGUAUGACGAGCGAAGAACAUUGUUUUAUCAUGGUGUGUGGCGCAAUUCCACUGGCGCAAAUGUUGUAUUUAUAUCUGAUACAGUCUUAGAAGCGAUUCGAAAAGAGAAAAAUAUAAAACUUCUAAUGGAUGGAACCUUUAAGGCUUUGCCACUUCACAUCAAAUUUAGGCAGCUCUACAUAAUUAGUGUCAUCAUCCAAGACAAAUCAUACCCACUGGCGUACAUUUUAAUGACAAAGCGUGAUACCAGUUCGUAUGAACUGAUUUUGACAAAACUUAAGGCAAUGUUUCCCUCUGUAAAUGUCGAAUGUUGCAUGUCGGACUACGAAGCUGCAACUCGAAAAGCCAUUCGUAUCGUAUUUCCAUCCGCAAGACUUGCUGGAUGUUACUUUCAUUACGUCCAGGCGAUAGUGAAAGCGUUUAAGAGAUUCGGAUUGAAGAACGAUGAAAAAUUUGAUAAUGUGCGGCAGCAAGUUUCCGUAUUGGCUCUGCUGCCAAACGAGUAUGUUUCGAUUGGAUUUGAAACUAUAUCGAAAAACUUCAAAAAAUCGAUAAGAUGGAACCGAUUUGCAGAGUAUUGGUUGAGACAAUGGGCUCCUGCCAAUAUAUCGGUGUAUGGAUUGAAAGAUCGAACGAAUAACUUCGCAGAGUCACUGAACAAAACAAUCAAUUCCAUUUUAAAGGCUUCACAUCCGCACAUUUGGUUAUUGAUAGAAAACCUGCGAAUGGUUGAAAUGAACAAAAGUGAUGAAUUGAAGAAAGUUGAAAAAGGUUACAUGAUAAAAGAAAAAGAGCCAAAAUUGACCGAAUUAAACAAAAAAAUUGAAAGAGCUACUGCCAAAUUCGAACAAACCAAAGACGUUAAGAGUUUCUUGAAAAAUGUUACAUUCAACGAAAAUAUGGAGUCGUAUUUUAAAGAAAGAAUUCCUAUUGGGGUGGAUGAUUCAGGUAUGAAUGUUGUUGAUGAUUAUGACGAUGAUGAUUUCGAUGAAACGAUAAUUGCGAACGAUUUCGAUGUGGUGUCUAAUUUCCGAGCCAAGUUUCCGCGAGCGGCGACUAAACGAAAGUCGAAUUGUAACGAGAAAAUUAGCAAAAAGCGAAAGCAAUAGUUCGAUAUUUUUAUAAAUAUUGAUUUCGAUUCUUAGA